GCUGUAAUCUCAAGGCAGAGAGGCACAGAGUUUCUCUGCUCUGGCUCACAUCCCCCUCACCAGUUGCUGUUGCUGCCAUCCCAGCUGUGUUUUUGCCAUAGUUACAUUUGCCUGGCUGCUUCAAGCAACACAUGCUUCCCAGCACAGUGGCUGUGCCAGGCACCAUGGAGUUGCAGCCAGAAAUCAUCUGUCCCAUGUGCCUGCAACACGUGUCCAGGCUCCUGGAGGUUUUCCUCUUGGCAUGACCUGCUCAGAUGAUGCCUCAAACACCAGUGAGUUACUACAGCAUCCUGUGACUUUGCAGAUCUGCAGGUGGGAGGAUGGGCUGCAGUUUUAGAGGGGAAAAGGACAGAGGUGAAUUCCUGCUUAACACCAGGCAUGCCCCAAAAUGAUGAGGCAGAAUAACACCACAGCAUCACUGAGCACAGCAUUUGUAUGGAAAACCAGGGAGGAGACGGAGAUGUAGAUGAUGAGGAGAAAGGACAUUGCCAUCCUAAACCCUCUGGUAACCUGCUGCAGCUGGGCAGCGAGUGCCAACCUGCUUUAGCAUGGGGUUGGACUGGGUGAUCUCCAGAUCUCCUUUCCAACCCUGACCAUUCUAUGACUCUGUGAAACAGCUGAAUGUGGCCCUGUCCUGUGGGUACCAGGAGCCUAUGCCCACAUCAGCAGGGCACUGCUGCUGUAACACCAGUGCUCCCAGCAUGGUGCUGAACUGGGGUGGAGCACCAGACUGGUGUGCCCAAGCACUUCAAAAACUUAGAUCAAGCACUGUCCACACUGUGGAUGUGCACAGACUUUCUCAGCAGCUGUACAGGCAAGAGCAACCUUACAGCCCUCUCACCUUUACUCUUCCUUUUCUUCCCUUAAAUCCACAGCAAGGAUCACAGCUCUAAUCUUGGUUUUAAGGCACAGAAAAGACAUGAAUAAGAGCUUUGUGUAGCUCCAGUCACUUAUCUGUAGCUGAAUAUUUGCUAACCAAGAAGGCUUAAACUUGAUUAUUCAAGUGAAAAACCCCAGAGCCAUCAGGAAAGAGGCUGCUCUUACAUUAGAGGUGAGACAGGAGCUAAAAGUGUGUGUUCAGUCAUUAGUCCUGAUGCAUCUUUCCUGUCUGUCCAUGAGCAAGACAAUUCUGUGGCUUUUUCUAAGUAAUGAGAGAAAGACAUAACUCCCCUUUACAGCUCAAGGGAGCUGAGGUGCCUCAUGCUCCUCCCAAAGUCUCCCAUCCAGAUAUCCUCAUGCUCCUGCACCCAAAGGCAGCUUGAGGAGAGCCUUUCUCCCUGGCCCAGGGCCGAGAUGGCUUUGUGCUGCCACCCUCCUGGCACAGUUCAUCUCUCCUGGGGAAGAUGCUCUGGCAAUGAGAAAGAUGCUCUGGCAAUGUGCUGUGUGUGAUGAAUGUAGGCAGCAAGGGCAGGUAACAACUUGAGCUCUGGAAAAAUGCCUGAGCUGGGAUAGCAGGGAUGAAGUAGGGAGGAAGGGAGAGUAUGAGGAGUGGAAGUGGCAGCGCUGGCCUUGCCCUGGGCUGGCCAUGAGCAGGGGGAUUUAAGGUCACUCCCUUCCAGAGCCAUUGAGGUGGGGAAUUGCAGGGAGGGCAGCUUUCUGGGAUCCUCUGGGAGACUGACCUCGGCAUAGGGGACCUGUGGGUUGUCAUGGACCUCUGGUGCUUGUAGCACCAGACCCUGGGGUUUGCUGGUGUGCAGUGUCUGACACUGGUUUAACCAUUUCUCUUUAUCUUUCUGUUUUGCUGGCUCAGUCCUUCCCCUCCAGUUUCCGGCCUCUCCCUGGCUUUUAAUCUCCUUUCAGUUUUCAGGUCUCAUCAGGAUCUUCCAUUACCAGAUGCUUUCCCAGGCUUUGGAUUUCUUUGAUGUGCGUCCGUUCCCUUCCUUUCUCUCACCCUACACCCAACAGGGAAUUUGUGCUGAAGAAGUGCAACUUCAGCCAGCACAUGAGGCCAGACACUGUCCUUAUAUAUUGCACCUGUGAACCGGCAGUGUCAUUAGGGGGAAGUGGAAACAUUACACCCUUCUGCUCUGUCGUAUUGCCCCAGGAAGCGAAAACCGUCCUGCCACUGGGAUGCUGCCUGACUUUGCUGGGGGCUGGCAUCCCCUGCUUAAACCACUUGGGCAGAGCCUGCUGCUGCAAUGCUGGAAGUGCGGGGAGGUUUGGAAGCCUUCGGGCAGCAGGAUGGAGCUGACAACUCUUGCUGUGUGCUACAGCGUCUGUCCUGUCCCUCGCUCUCCCACCCGCGCUCUCACCCGCCGGCGGUUACUCAGCAGGCUCCACACGUCGGUGGAAACGAGCCUGUUUUUUCCUGUUCUCGAGGAAGCAGCUACGACUGUGAUGCUCAAGGACAAGCCUGGGCCUCCCACUCCCCCCUCCCUUACCAGCACACACUGACUUACCUAAGCUCUUACUUCACGGGCGCUGCCUGAGCAGCUUUUGGUUGGCUGGAGGCUAGAGCGAUGCUGGGUCCCCCUCCCCGCUCUCCCGCCUCCCACCCGAUAUAAAGUGCGGCUCCGCGCCGCUGUUCCAGCCGCCAGCACACGACCGCGGGGCAGGUGGUGCUGCAGCCGCCUGUCGCACCCUCCUGCCAUGCCCGUAAGGACCCGAUGAGUUGCUGGCUGCCUGGGUGCCCAGCUCUCAGCAUGUGCCGGGGCUUAGCCGCGCUCCCCAUCACUUGCCUGGAAAGAGCCAAAGAUCUGAAGACCCGCUUAGGGAUCCUGCUUCAUAAAACCGAGCUAGGACACAAGAUUGGGAGCUCCAGCAAGCUGCAGCUGAGCUCCAGGCAGAGAGACUCUUCCCGCGAGGUGCUGGAAUGGAGGGAGUCCUUUGACCAGCUCCUCAAAAGCAAAAGUGGGGUAAAUGCCUUCCACACCUUCCUGAAGACUGAAUUCAGCGAGGAGAAUCUUGACUUCUGGCUAGCAUGCGAAGACUUCAAAAAGACCCGGUCGAAAACCAAGCUGGCCUCCAAAGCCAACAAGAUCUUUGAGGAGUUUGUCCAAAGUGAGGCGCCCAGGGAGGUGAAUAUCGACCAUGAAACCAGGGAGAUCACCCGCAAGAACCUCUCGGGGGCUACCUCCACCUGCUUCAACGAGGCCCAGGCCAAGACCCGCACACUGAUGGAGAAGGACUCCUACCCCCGCUUUCUGAAAUCUGCCUCCUACCAGGACAUGACCAAACAGGCCACCAGCCACAGCACCAGCAAGCAGUCGCACACCUGACCUGAGCCAUGGUGGGGGGACAAGCCGGGGGGCCAGGCACAGGUUGGGAUGUGGUUUGCAAGGGCCAAGGUCACUUGGCAGGGUUUCGGCUGAAGUUCUGGAAUUUUAGCAGGAUCCCCAGGACCUCAAGUGCUUCCCGCUCCACACGGAGCCACUGGGCCCAGCAUUCCUCCCUCCCCACAGGAGCGGAGCAGGUGGGAGCCCAGAGCCUCCCCUUGCAGUUCAACCAGAGACCUGCACCACCGCAGAGACAGAAAGAAAUCUGAUUUGGGCUGCAAGUCCAGGAAAAAGAGAUGGGAUUCCCUAAGCAUCCACAACCAAAGAGCUCCCACCUGCUCUAUGAUCUGCAACAUCAGCCACUGGCCUGUGGGGCCAGCACAGGAGCCUGCCAUUCCCACACACAGGGAAUGGCCAGGAUAAAAGCCCCAAGACUACAUGGCAUUUUCAGCUGGAGGGAUCCAGCACCUGCCUUCUCCUGAUCCCAAGAUCCUCCAGCUGUGUCCUACGCAUGCUCUGCAUCAAAGCUUUCCACCUCCUUCCAGUGCAGUGAUGUUUUUAUCCCUCACUUGUGCUCCACAACCUUCAGAUUGCACCCAAUCUUAGGUCACGUGCACAACAUUCUAUUCCUAUUAUUGUUAUUUAUCAUUGUUGUUAUUAUUAUUAUAUCUAUAUUUAUUAGAAGAGCACUGCUGAAAGCACACAUGUAUGUCCUUUGCCCUGAGGAGUUUGUAAAUGAAAUUAUUUUAGUUGUUGUACCACUUAGCAUGCCUCCCACCUUUUCCAUGUAAUAAUUUGAGAGGACCAGACAGAUUUGUAGCACAAUUGUGGAGCAAAGUAUGCCAGUAGCAGCAGAGAGAGCUGCUAAAGGGUUUGGAGGACCAUGGAUGGCAAUACAAGGAUGCUUUGCAGCCCAUCUUAUUUCCUUUCUCCCCUUAGGGAUGUGGAAGGCAUCUUGGCACACAGCAGCUUGUCCUAGGCAGGGAAUGGAGAAGUCAAACGGGCACUUUGGUGAGCGAUCCUAUGGAAAACUUGAUUUUCACACAUCGGAGAGAAAACCUGGGGUUUUGCCUGGGUUUAUAAUUGGGCUUGGUGUUCCCUUGGAUGGUGAAACCAGUCUGCAGCCACCGCAUUUUACCAGAAACCUGUGCAGUGAGUGAAAUCAGUGCUAUGAAUUCAGCGACUUGGAAGGGUGGCCGGACACAUCAUCAGCUCAGACCUGGGGGCAGCUCUUCAAAAAGUUCCUCUCAGCAGGAAUUUUGGGAUCCUGGAAAGGUGUGGCUCCUGCUUGGCAACAAUGGUGCCAGCAGCUGCAUGGGUGGGUGAUGUGGAGCCUGUGUUGGGUCCUGAGGAAAGUGCCACCAGUACUGCUCCCUGCUGAGGGCUGCUUCCCAGGGCUCUGUUUAUCCCUAAAGACCAAACCUGGAGGUUCUUAUCCCACUGGUACUCACUCCUUGCCAAGGGAACUCUCUUCUGCCCCCCUGUCCCAGCAACAGCCAGAGCACAGCAUCAUUUGGGCUUUUCACAGCUGCUUGAGCAGAGCAAGGAACCAAGGACCAGUUUGGGGAUGUUAUUCCAAGUCGUCUUUCACCAUCCCCAUCCUGGUUCCACCUCUGAGCCUCUGCCAGUGGUCCUGGCUGUGUUUACAGGGAGAUAUCAGCUGCUUUCUUAUUUAUUAUUUAUUGUAACAACUGGAACCACCUUUGCUGUGUUACUGAAGUGAGCAACGCACAAUGGUCUGUUCUCAUUACUGACACAAUGUUAUCAUUAUAAAAUAAAAUGUAAAGAGGAAAAUACCCUGA
Molecule: messenger RNA, 5017 nt
Organism: Corvus hawaiiensis (hawaiian crow)
Lineage: Eukaryota; Metazoa; Chordata; Aves; Passeriformes; Corvidae
Gene: RGS16
Product: regulator of G protein signaling 16
Exons: 5
Coding region: 2607-3218 (203 amino acids)
Source: RefSeq, a predicted model, not a curated record